CAACGAGUUCACUUUACGAGCGACCUGUGUCAAACAUGAAGUUUGUUCUUCUAUUGACGGCUUUGUUGUCACAUGUAUUCCUUUUAGUAUGGGCGACUGCUUCAGUCCAGUUCAAGUUUGUAUCUUUCUACAAUUCCGACCAUAAUGAUUAUGACGGUGGUUGUUGUGAUGACGUCAUUGGUGGCUGCGAUAACUUCUGUGAUAACUACUUCUUUGUGUGUAUCGACGGCGACGAUACAGGUCCCUUGGGUACUUCCUGCGACAUGGCAGCUAUCACAACAGAGAAACUUCAUGAGGAUAACGACAACUUCAACUUCCCCUCCACCAUACCCAACGCGAUAGCGAACCCGUACACCAUACGUGUCGACUCCUGGUCGGGUAGCAUGCAAGUCUUCGUCCGAGUCUGGGAUCUGGAUACCCAGAAUGCCGAUGACGAGAUUGAUCGUGAUAGAAGGACGAUCUAUGAAGCGGCUGCACGGAACCUAUCAAGCGCGACGUGGCAGCAGUAUAGCCUGGGUUCACGGUCACAGAUCGACUUCAGUUUUGAAGUGAGGGUGUAUUGCGACAGUUAUUACUUUGGCUCCGACUGCAGUGUGUACUGUAUUCCCAGGGAUGACCAGUAUGGACAUUACCGAUGCGACACCAAUACGGGAGCCAAAAUUUGCUACAGUGGCUGGGAAGGAACGACAUGUAACAUCGACGUGGACGACUGCGCAUCCACGCCUUGCAAAAAUGGCGGGACUUGCCACGAUCACGUGGCAUACUUCACCUGCGCAUGUCCCCCUGGUUUUGUGUACGCGGACGAGUUCUGUGAGUACGACGACUGCGCUGGUCAGCCAUGUCAGAACGGAGCCACGUGUAAUGAUCUGAUUGGUCAAUUCAAGUGUGUGUGUCCUCUGGGUUAUUUUGGAGAUCUGUGCGAGGUUGACAUCGAUUACUGCAUCAACCAAACCUGCGCCAAUAACGGAACGUGCGUUGACCGAGUGGACGGGUUUCACUGUCUGUGCGAGACGGGCUACGAGGGCCUCUUGUGUGAUGUGGAAACAGACGAAUGUAGUUCCAGUCCGUGCCUUCACAAUGGGACGUGUCAUGAUCUCAUUGGGAAAUAUCAGUGUGCAUGUCAAGAAGGAUAUGAGGGAACACACUGCGAUCUGGAGACGGACGAGUGCCUGAGCUCCCCGUGUAGAAAUAACGCAACUUGUGAGGACGAACUCGCCGGAUACCACUGUCACUGUGUCGACGGGUACGAGGGUGACACGUGCGAGAUGGACAUAGAUGAAUGUGCCUCGUUCCCAUGCUAUGUCAAUGAGACCUGCGUGAACGAGAUCAACGGUUUCUGGUGUCUGAGGUUGAAUCUGUGUGAUUACGAUCCGUGUAUGAACAACGCCACUUGCGUGGACGAUUACCCGGGGUUCAUCUGCGAAUGCGCGGCAGGCUACGGCGGGAAGACGUGCGACCAAGACAUCGACGAGUGCGCCAGCUCGCCGUGUCUACACCAGGGCACCUGCACCGAUCACCUGGACGGGUACACCUGUCUCUGCCCGCCGGGCUACGGUGGAGAAAAGUGCCACAGUGAAACCACCGAGUGUAAUAGCUCACCCUGUCUGAAUGGGACUUGCUGGGAUCUCAUCAACGGCUACGUUUGCAACUGCACGGCGGGGUAUGCAGGCGUGCUGUGUCAGAACGAAAUAGAUGAGUGUGCUAGCUCGCCGUGUGAGCAUGGAACGUGUGUGGAUGAGUUGAAUGCCUACAGAUGUGAAUGUGAUGUGUUUUACGAGGGCACUCAGUGUGACACGGUGAUAGAUAAGCCAUGCGCCCUCAGAGACCCACCGUGUCAGAAUGGUACAUGUGAAAACACCAACAGCGCUAACGAUUACAAUUACAAAUGCACCUGUGAUGACGGCUUCUAUGGAACAAAUUGCGACAUAGAUUCAAAACUGUACGGUGCCGUCGUCUUCAUGAUAGGAAAGCUGGAAGAUAAGUCUGCAUAUGAGACCAAAUUGGCCAAUCUGCUGCAGAAACUCUACGCACUUCAUUCGCGCGUGCGGAGAGACACCGGAGAAACAGUGUCAGUGGAAAUAAUUCUGACAGAGGACUAUGUCAAAUCUACCGAUAGCUCACCUCUGACUAAAGUGACCUUUCUAGCUUGGACUGAGUCGGGUUACUUACAGAAGGACACCAUAGAGGCUUGGAUUGAUGGGGCGUCAACGGAUCUUCCUGCCCAGUACGGCCUCGAUAUCUACAAGGGAUCUGCGGAGCCAUUCACCGGGAACCCGUCAGAGAACUGGAUCGGUUCCAACUGGUACAUUAUUCUACUCAUUGUCGUUAUUGUAGCUUCGGUCGUUAUUGCGGCCGGGUUCAUCUACCACAAGGGAUACAUCAAUCGAGCCAAGGAUGCUGUAAUCAAGUACCAAGGCCGCGACCGGGGCCAAUCGGCCCUGCCGCUGAAUCUGGAGACAACUUAUAAUACCCGCAUCGGGGAGGUGGACAUCGCCCACAGUACCCGCAUCAGGGAUGACGCCCCUACUCUACCUAAAAGACCCGACCUUCCCAACAUGGUGGAGGGGGAGGGGGAAUGA
Molecule: messenger RNA, 2579 nt
Organism: Patiria miniata (bat star)
Lineage: Eukaryota; Metazoa; Echinodermata; Asteroidea; Valvatida; Asterinidae
Product: protein jagged-1-like
Exons: 14
Coding region: 36-2579 (847 amino acids)
Biological process (GO): heterophilic cell-cell adhesion; establishment or maintenance of epithelial cell apical/basal polarity; cell communication
Cellular component (GO): protein-containing complex; plasma membrane
Molecular function (GO): calcium ion binding
Source: RefSeq, a predicted model, not a curated record